AUGGCGUCCCUGCACAACGCCACCCUGGUCCUCACCGUCGACCACAAGGGCUGCGCCAACUUCACCAGCCUGCAGAAGGCCGUGGACGCCGUGCCCGACUACGCCGCGGCGCGCACGCUGAUCGCCGUCGACGCGGGCGUGUACGCGGAGAAGGUGGUGGUGUGGAGCAACAAGACGGGCGUCACGCUGCAGGGCCGCGGCAACCUCAACACCAGCAUCGUCUGGAACGACACCGCCAACUCCAGCGGCGGCACCUUCUACAGCGCCACCGUCGCCGUCCUCGCCGCCAACUUCGUGGCCUACAACGUGAGCGUCCAGAACACGGCUCCCCCCGCCGACCCGGGGGGCGCGGGCGGCCAGGCGGUGGCGCUGCGCGUCGCGGGCGACCAGGCGGCCUUCUACUGGUGCGGCUUCUACAGCUCGCAGGACGCGCUGCUGGACGAGCAGGGCCGCCACUUGUUCCGCGGCUGCUACGUCGAGGGCUCCAUCGACUUCAUCUUCGGCAACGCGCGCUCCCUCUACCUCGGCUGCACCAUCAGCUCCGUCGCCAACGCCGCCGCGGACGGCACCGUCACGGGGCAGGAGCGUCACGGCGCACGGCCGCGCGUCGCCCGCCGACAGGACGGGCUUCGCGUUCGUGGGCUGCACCGUCGUGGGCACGGGGCAGGUGUGGCUGGGCAGGGCGCGGGGCCCCUACGCCACCGUCGUCUUCGCCAGAACGUACCUCUCCGCCGUCGUCGCGCCCGGGGCGUGGAACGACUGGAACGACCCCGCCAGGCAGCAGUCGGUGUUCUUCGGUGA
This is a messenger RNA of Miscanthus lutarioriparius, 801 nucleotides long. NCBI's taxonomy places the organism in Eukaryota, Viridiplantae, Streptophyta, Magnoliopsida, Poales, Poaceae. The record is from the annotation of a GenBank genome assembly.